UCCAACACUGACUUCUUCACCGGCGUCACUCGAGCAGGCGUAUGUGAAUUCGUACAUUUUCAUUUAAGCAAGAGUUUUUCGGGCAACAGCACUAAGCUGUGCAAAAAAGUGAAACUAGCCAACAGGCUUUAAUAUAUUCUAUACUCGAAUAGUGUAAGCGCCUUCUAAAUUAGCAAUGGGCAAGAAAUCAGACAAUCCUGAAGUUACUAGCAACGACUCUGAGGAGGAGGAGGAGGCAGAAUACGCCGUAGAGAAGAUAAUCGACCGGCGCGUGCGAAAAGGAAAGGUGGAGUACUACCUAAAGUGGAAGGGGUAUGCCGACACCGAGAAUACAUGGGAGCCGGAGAGCAAUCUGGACUGCCAGGACCUCAUCCAGCAGUAUGAGCUGAGUCGCAAGGACGAGGCGGAGAAGGCGGCUCCUUCGAAAAAGGAUCGCCCUAGCAGUAGCAACAAAGGAAAGGACACUUCGGCACGGUCCAGCACAGCGUCUACGUCCUCAAACAAGCGAAAGUCCGAGGAACCGGCACCUGUAAGCGCAAAAUCUAAACGCACAGUGGAAGCGGACCAGGAUAGCGGCGAUUCCAUGACUUCUAGUUCAACUGGUUUUGAUCGCGGCCUUGAGGCUGAGAAAAUACUCGGGGCAUCCGAUAACAAUGGACGUUUAACAUUCUUGAUUCAAUUCAAGGGAGUGGACCAAGCCGAAAUGGUGCCCUCGACAGUGGCCAAUCUCAAGAUUCCCCAAAUGGUGAUUCACUUUUACGAGGAGCGCCUGUCGUGGUACUCCGACAAUGAGGACUAGGAUUCGCAUACUACCAAAUCUAAGAACAUAGAGUUUAUUGGUCAUGAGAAGAGAUAAUCCCUCGAGUAGUUUUAGCCAUUUACCCCACAAUCGUACCGAUCAUAGCACACGGAAGUGCGAAAACCAUUAUUAUUUUUAUUUCCCAUCUUCAUGUUGUGUUGACAAGAUUUGUAACUUUCAAUGAUUAAAGCCAACAUAUAAUAUUCUAAA
Drosophila kikkawai is the source of this 1009-nucleotide messenger RNA. RefSeq names its product Suppressor of variegation 205 (gene Su(var)205). The record is from RefSeq and is a predicted model, not a curated record. Gene Ontology annotation, biological process: negative regulation of transcription by RNA polymerase II; chromatin organization. Gene Ontology annotation, cellular component: pericentric heterochromatin; nucleus. Gene Ontology annotation, molecular function: chromatin binding. NCBI's taxonomy places the organism in Eukaryota, Metazoa, Arthropoda, Insecta, Diptera, Drosophilidae.